UGAGAUAUGGUGGCAGGUGGUUCAAGAAUAUAUAUGUGGAUAUAAAAAUCUUAAUUCAUAAAACUAUUAUUUUGAAUUUCUUAAUUUAUUUUUUAAAAUUUCGAAUCUUUUGUAUUUUGUACAAUUUAUUUAUAAAAUAAUUCUUAUCAUUUCAAACGAUAUUGUGUAUUCGUGUUUCACUGACAGAAAAAUAUUGGACUAUGGCGGCUCUUAAACGAAUACUCAACUUAUCUAAAACGAUUAAAACUAUAACAAGUACGUUUCGUCUUUGCGUUCAAACAUCGAAAAAGACUUAUUUUACAUACGUAAAUGAACCUUCUAUGCCAAUAUUAGACAAGGAACCGUGCUGGGUCAAGACUGCUGAUGAAGCUAUUGAAAAAGCAAAUUUAGAUUCAGAUCAGCUUGUAUUCGUUCAGGGUGCAGCGGCAACACCAAUUGAAUUAUUAAGGGCAAUGACCGAUUAUGGCGUUCGAUCUGAUGUGAGAAAUGUACGAUUAUGUCACAUGCAUCUCGAAGGUCCUGCACCAUUCGCUAAAGCAGAAAAUGCAAAACAUUUUAAGUCCGUCAGCUUUUUCAUUGGAGGUAAUGUAAGAGCAGCUGUUAAUGCAGGACAUGCCGAUUGCAUUCCAAUUUUAUUACAUGAAAUCCCACGAGUGUUUGAAGAAAAAUAUCUUAAACCUGACAUUGCUCUUGUACAAGUUUGUCCUCCUGAUGAUAAAGGAUACUGUUCAUUGGGUACUAGCGUAGAUUGUGUACGAUCCGCGUUGAGCCAUGCAAAGUACAUCGUAGCAUUAGUAAACAAGCAUAUGCCUAGAACGUUUGGCGAUGCAUCGAUUCAUGUCAGCCAUUUAGAUUUUGCCGUCGAGCAUCACACACCACUUCCAGUACAUCCUUCACAUCCACCAUCAAAAGAAGAACAACAAAUUGGUAAAUAUAUUGCCGAAAAUUUAGUAGAAAAUGGAGCCACUAUGCAAAUGGGUAUUGGAAGCAUACCAGAUGCGGUAUUAUCCUUUCUGGGUAAUCAUAAAAAUCUUGGAAUUCAUAGUGAAAUGUUUAGCGAUGGUGUAGUAGAUCUAGUAAAUAAGGGAUGUAUAACAAAUAAUUGCAAACCAAUGCACAAAGGUAGAAUUGUUGGUUCAUUUUGCAUUGGUUCAGAAAAGUUAUAUGAUUUUAUGCAUGAUAAUCCUUUUAUAGAAAUGUUGGCAGUGAAUUAUGUAAAUAAUCCACAAAUAGUAGCCAAACAAGCGAAGAUGACUGCUAUUAAUUCGUGUAUAGAAGUUGAUAUCACUGGACAAAUUUGUGCAGAUAGUAUUGGAACCAGAAUGUAUUCUGGAUUUGGAGGACAAUUAGAUUUCGUUAUAGGUGCAGCUCUUAGUAACGAUCGUCAAGGAAAAUCUAUCAUUGCACUACAAUCUAUUACCUCAAAGGGUGAAAGUAAAAUUCAACCCGUUUUAAAAUUAGGUUCUGGUGUUGUUACAAAUAGAGCAAUUGUUCGAUAUGUUGUCACAGAAUAUGGAAUUGCUAGUUUAUUUGGUAAAAGUCUUCAACAGCGAUCAUAUGAACUAAUUCAAAUUGCCCAUCCUGAUCAUAGAGAAGCGUUAGAAAAAGCAGCUUUUGAACGUUUAAAAAUGAUGCCAGCGCCAUAAACAUUUUACUAAAAAUAAUAUUUAAAGGAUUUUUUUAAAUAGAAUUUCAUGAUAGUUCUUAUAAGCACAAAUAACUGCGUGCAUCAAGCAAAACUAUCGUAAAUUAUUUCAUAAUUAUGUACGAUAUAUACUUUUUUAUUGAACAUAAUAACAUAAAGUCAGAGAAAAAAUAUCAAAAAUAGAAUUUUAACAUCAUUUUAUAGCAAACUGUAUUUUGAAUAAGUAUAAUUUUUAUUUUAAGUGAAUAAAAAAUAUUCAUCACCAAAAUAAGAAUGAAAAAACUUUCAUUUUAAACGAGUUACAGAUACAAUCAAAAUGUGAUUAACAAUAACUAAAACAGUAUAUGAUAACAAAUACCUUUUACAUAAAAUUUGAGAACGUUUCCAUA
Molecule: messenger RNA, 2034 nt
Organism: Apis laboriosa (Himalayan honeybee)
Lineage: Eukaryota; Metazoa; Arthropoda; Insecta; Hymenoptera; Apidae
Product: 4-hydroxybutyrate coenzyme A transferase-like
Exons: 6
Coding region: 201-1646 (481 amino acids)
Biological process (GO): acetate metabolic process
Cellular component (GO): mitochondrion
Molecular function (GO): acetate CoA-transferase activity
Source: RefSeq, a predicted model, not a curated record